AUGCCUCGGUCAAGCAGGGCGUCGAAGAAGGCGGAGUUGACGGCUGCAGAGGAGCAGCUGCAGGCAACAUACGAGCGCAUGAAGAAGAUGCUCACCAACGUGACAACGACGCUGCGGAUUGGAGUGUCUGGUGCAGCGCACAAGGGCGACCAGGCAGGCCAAGGCAGUGCUGCUGGCAGUGGUAGCGGGCCAAGUAGUAGCAGCAGCAGCACCGCUGCCGCCACCAACGCAACAGGAUCUGCCACAGCGGGCGUGAAGGACGCCAAAGGCGCAAGCCCGCACAAGUCUGGGCUUCGCGCCACAACAAAAAAGUCAACUGGUAAGGAGCGCGAGUUCAAGCGGAGGAGACGGCUGUCGUCAUCACACAAGCCCGUGCCAGGCCCUGCAGCAGCAAUGGCACCUGCACAUGUCCCGCCAGCACCAUCACACAUGCCAGGGGAAGCGGCAGAGCCCAUGCCCAAACAAUCGAAGGCAGAGGCAGCGGAUUCCCUUCACAGCACCUUCGUCCGCGCUGGCAGUGCGCGACCACCCGCAUCUCCGCCAACACACCAAACGGCGGCAGCGGUCCGGUCGCCGCGACCACACGCACAGCCGGCCGGCUCGCCGCUUCGGCACCAGGGCCUCCUGCCCACACCAGGCUCCCCGCGCAGUCAGCAGCACCAGCAGCAUCAGGCGGCGACACCACCAGGGGCACUGCCUCCACAUCACACGCCACCACAAACACCACCACAAACACCACCUCAGACACCACCGCAAACACCACCUCAGACACCACCGCAAACACCACCACAGACACCACCACAGACACCACCAGAGAUGGAUGAGGGGGAGGAUGUGGCAGACCAGCCGCCACCUACCCCGCCCGUGUAAUGAACCGUGAUGCUGCUGUGGUGAUGGCGAAGUGUGAGGUGGACGUAGGCGCGUUUGAGAUGAUGUGGUUGUGCACUUGUGCGGCAAAUGCCAGUGCUUCGUGGUGUGUUUGGUGGUGGUUUGCUGAUGUACAGCGGCACCACCCUGCGCCUCUUUCGUCGUUCAACCCCAAUAGACGACUUCCUGACUGGUGUAUUUCAAAGUCCAUCGAUAGCCGCACA
Messenger RNA from Salpingoeca rosetta, 1091 nucleotides. RefSeq lists its product as uncharacterized. NCBI's taxonomy places the organism in Eukaryota, Choanoflagellata, Craspedida, Salpingoecidae. The coding region runs from base 1 to 870 and encodes 289 amino acids. The transcript has 3 exons. The record is from RefSeq and is a predicted model, not a curated record.